CGACUAGCAAUGUUAUAAAUAAUUCGUAUUUUAACUAAUAUUCAUUUGAGAUUAGAAUUUAGUUCAACAUUUACCAAUGAUUGGAACAGUUAGAGACUUGGGAUUAAUUUUUCUUCUUGUAGCAAUGUUUGAUGGUUGUAUCCAUUGUAGCCAGAUACAAAGUCUUGUUAAACUGAAAAAAAUUCACUGCAAAGCUUCGCAUCCAGAAUUGGUUUCUCUGGAGGAAUGUAACAUAUUAGACAUGGUCAAUGAAAGUAAAGUGCAGACGUUAUGUUACUUUAAGGAGAAACCGAUUAAUCAAGUUAAUUUGCGUAUGAAAUCUUAUGUGAAACGUCCAAUGGGAUAUGUGCCGUUUGUCAUCGAUAUAACUGUGGAUUGGUGUGAGUUUCUAAUUAAGCGCAGCAAUAUCAUUUUGAAACGAUUAUUUGAUUUGGUUGAAAAAUAUUCGAAUAUGCACACGAAAUGCCCGAUUACAGAAACUUUUAUUUAUCUUAACGCUUCCAUAGAUAAGGACAGGGGCUUUCAUCUGCCAUUUAAAUUUCCCGCCGGAGACUAUCGUAUUGAUUUUAUAACUACAUUUAAUACAGUUAUUCACGUUGUAACUUAUCUUUACAUUGAAGUUGAGUAAAGUUGACCUAACCUAAUCAAAUAUCGACUGAUCCGGUGAUUAACCAUGUAAUAAAUAGUACAUAUAUACUGCAUAUUCAUUAUCCCAAAGUUUUAAGGGGAGUUUAUACUGCACUAGAAAUUCGCACGCGUCACUGAAGUAGAGAAGAAAAACGGCCACAUACUCGUCGUCACAAUUUCUACCCUUGUGAAUAUUUAAAAAAUAAACCAAUGACUGAUUUUUAGUUAGUAUGCUCUAACAUCACAAUUGAGAUAUCGUGACGACUGCAAAGAAUAACGUAUGCUCUCUAAAAUAGAUUUUCAAAUGAAUGUACCACCUAUUUUAUUUUCCAUAUAUUAAGAUGAUAUUAAUGCACUGUGCACAUGUAAAUACAAAUAAGGAAUUUAUAGUAUCUUUCAGGAGAGCAAGUAUGGGCUAUUAAGAGAGUUUUAGGAUGCUGGAAAACUGUUAUACCCACAAACACAAAUUGACUGGUAUAACAUAAAUUAAGGCGCGCUGUGGAAGUCAGUAUCAACGUUCCCUUUAACGGUUCUAAACGCUUUGCUCAUAGUUAGAUUGUAAACUAAUUAACCAUUUAUUCAAAUGGUCAAUGAUUUAAUGAUACCAAAAGCCUAAUUGAGGAAAAUGAAUACAUGUUGUUUAAGAAAGUGAAAGUCGGUCAUUGUGGAGAUUUGAGAAAACCAAAGGAACCGUGUUUUCCGCUGUCGUAUGUGCGUACAUACAUAUUUCAUUUGUGUACACAUCUCGGCUUUAGAACAAUCGAUUCAGAAAUGUAUGGAACAAGUUUGAAGCAAAUGACACUGUCCACAUAAAACUAUGCAAAUA
Bactrocera dorsalis (oriental fruit fly) is the source of this 1453-nucleotide messenger RNA. RefSeq lists its product as uncharacterized. The coding region runs from base 77 to 628 and encodes 183 amino acids. The transcript has 3 exons. NCBI's taxonomy places the organism in Eukaryota, Metazoa, Arthropoda, Insecta, Diptera, Tephritidae. The record is from RefSeq and is a predicted model, not a curated record.